AUGCCUACCAUCGCCGUUAACAAGUACGAUUUGUACAAGGCCCUGGGCCAAAACUUCACCACCCAGGAGUUCGAGGACCUCUGCUUCGAAUUCGGUAUCGAGCUCGACGAAGACACCGAGAAUGACGAGCGACCUAUCGUCAAUGGCGUGCAGGAGCCGCCCCAGCUCAAGAUCGAGAUCCCCGCCAACCGAUAUGAUAUGCUGUGUUUCGAGGGAAUAGCGCUCAUGCUCAACAUCUUCAGGGGAAAGGUCGCCCCCCCAAACUACAAGGUCGUUGAGCCUAAGGAGCCCGAGACUCAGGUCAUCACCGUGGCCCAAGAUACCAGCAAGAUCCGUCCCCUCGUUGCCGGCGCUAUCCUCAGAAACGUCAAGUUCACCCAAGAAAGCUACGACUCCUUCAUCGGCCUCCAGGACAAGCUGCACAUGAACCUGGCGAGACAAAGGACAUUGGUGGCUAUUGGUACUCACGAUCUUGACACCAUUCAGGGCCCCUUCACGUAUGAGGCGCUGCCCCCCAAGGACAUCAAGUUCAAGCCCCUGAACCAGACCAAGGAGAUGAAUGGCGAGGAGUUGAUGCAGUUCUACGAGGGCGACAAGCACCUUGGCAAGUACUUGCACAUCAUCAAGGACUCGCCUGUCUACCCCGUCAUCUACGACAAGAACCGCACCGUUUGCUCCUUGCCGCCCAUCAUCAACGGCGACCACUCCAAGAUCACCGUCAACACGACAAAUGUCUUCAUCGAGAUGACAGCUACCGACGCCACUAAGCUCGACAUCGUUUGCGACAUGAUGGUCACCAUGUUCUCUCAGUACACCGCCGAGCCUUUCACCGUAGAGCCUGUCAAGAUCGUCUCCGAGCACAACGGUGCCUCAAGGACGACGCCCAGUCUCGAGCCCCGCACUAUCGACGUCGAGAUCGACUACCUCAACGCCUGCACUGGCCUGAACGAGUCACCCGAGACGCUUUGCAAGCUUCUCACCAAGAUGGCAUACAUCGCCAAGCCGUCAGAGAAGGACAGCAACCUUUUGAGUGUCACCAUCCCAGUUACCCGCGCCGACGUGUUACACCAGUGCGACGUUAUGGAGGACCUCGCCAUUUGCUACGGCUACAACAACCUCCCCAGAUCCUCUCCCAACAAGAGCGCGACCAUUGGUGCGCCUCUUAUGAUUAACAAGCUCGCCGAUAUCAUCCGGAAUGAGGCCGCCAUGGCUGGCUGGAGCGAGGUCUUGCCCCUGAUUCUGUGCAGUCACGACGAGAACUUUGGUUGGUUGAACAGGAAAGACGACGGCAAGACCGCCGUAAAGCUCGCCAACCCCAAGACUGCCGAGUACCAGGUCGUUCGCACAUCUCUGGUCCCUGGUCUCCUCAAGACUAUUCGCGAGAACAAGAAGCACAGCGUACCCAUCAAGAUCUUCGAGGCUUCCGACGUCGUCUUCAAGGAUGAGUCCCUGGAGCGCAAGGCUCGCAACGAGCGCCACUUUGCUGCUGCGUGGUACGGCAAGACCUCUGGUUUCGAGAUCGUCCACGGUCUCCUGGACCGCAUCCUGCUAAUGCUUCGCACCGCCUUCCUCACUCACGACGAGGGUCUGACGGCUGGCAAGAGCCUUGACUUCAAGGUUGCCGAGAACCCCGGAAAGCCGGACGGCUACUGGAUCGAGGAGAUUAACGAGGACACCUUCUUCCCUGGCCACGCGGCUGCCAUUUACCUUCGCCUUGGCGGCAAGGAGCAGCGCAUCGGCGAGUUUGGCAUCCUGCACCCCACCGUGCUGGAGAAGUUUGACUUGAGAUACCCCGUGAGCACCCUUGAGAUCAACCUUGAGGUCUUCCUGUAG
This is a messenger RNA of Colletotrichum aenigma, 1833 nucleotides long. It is a transcript of the gene FRS1, whose product is annotated as Phenylalanine--tRNA ligase beta subunit. Gene Ontology annotation, cellular component: phenylalanine-tRNA ligase complex; cytoplasm. Gene Ontology annotation, molecular function: RNA binding; magnesium ion binding; phenylalanine-tRNA ligase activity. The transcript has 3 exons. Lineage: Eukaryota; Fungi; Ascomycota; Sordariomycetes; Glomerellales; Glomerellaceae. Gene Ontology annotation, biological process: phenylalanyl-tRNA aminoacylation. The coding region runs from base 1 to 1833 and encodes 610 amino acids. The record is from RefSeq and is a predicted model, not a curated record.